UGGCUGAGUGAGAGACGCGCAGGCGGGCGCAUCGAUGACGGGCACACCGACACACAAACACCCGCCGCUCGGCCCGUUUCCAUGUUCCCGGCUCCAGUCAGCGGACCGCGGGCUGCUUGUGAUCCGAGCUGAGGAUGCGGGAGCAGGCGUGGGCCUCCCGGUUUCCCCGGUGCCUGGUGCUCAUCAUCGCGGCUCUCGCGUCGUGCUCGUCCGCCGACUUGCGGCCGUGCCAAGAGACCGACUACGACUACCAGUACACAGAGUGUGACAGCACGGGGUCACGGUGGAGGGUCGCCAUCCCUCGCAGCCCGAGCUCCUGCUCAGACCUCCCCCCUCCAGCCAGAGGAACGGACUGCUCUUUCUCCUGCCCGGCCGGCAUGUUUUUGGAGAUGGGCGCCCAGCAGUGCACGCCGUGCGCCGCCGGCUCCUAUUCGCUGGGCAGCGGCCUCCGCUUCGACCAAUGGGACGCCGUCCCCGCGGGCUUCAGCAGCCUGGCCAGCUUCCUGGACUCCGGGCCCAACGGGGAGGACAUCCAGGCGUGUAACAGCUCGUCAUGGACCCCGCAGGGCGUUUAUCUGGAGUCGAACCGCGACGAGUGCACAGUGUCCUUGGUUUACGCCGUCCACCUGGAGAAGAAGGGCUCGGUCUCCUUCACCUACCAGUACCCCGACAACAACAUCUUCUUUGAGUUCUACGUGCAGAACGAGCAGUGUCAGGAGAUGGCUCAGACCGACGACCAGAAGUGGAUCAAAGUCACCAACACCGGCGAGUGGGACACGCACACAGUGAACCUGAAGUCCGGCACGAACAUCCUUUACUGGAGAACCACCGGCAUCCUGGUGGGGGGGAAGAUGGUCAAACCGGUGCUGCUCAAGAACAUCCAAAUAGAGGGUGUCGCCUACACGUCGGAGUGCUUCCUGUGUCGGCCCGGCUGGUUCAGCUCGGCCCCCGGCUCCUCGUCCUGCCGGCCGUGUCCCGCCAACACUUUCUCCACCAAGGGGGCGUCCGCCUGCACAAGCUGCCCCGAGCGCCAAUACUCACACGAGGGAUGGGGGGAGUGCAAAAGGAGGCCCCCGUGCUCGGAGAAGGAUUAUUUCCAGAUCCACACGGCCUGUGACGGCGAAGGGAAGACGCAGGUGUUGUAUCGCUGGGUGGAGCCUAAAAUCUGUGUGGAGAACGUGACUGGUGCCGUGGAGCUGCCUACGGAGGUGCAGAGGAAGCCGUGCCCCCCCUGCAACCCCGGCUACUACAACAGCAACAGCAACGACUGUCUGCCCUGCCCCCCCGGAACCUACUCAGACGGCACCUACGUGUGCACGGAGUGCCCUGCAGGUACAGAACCCGUGUUGGGUUACGAGUAUAAAUGGUGGAACGUGCUCCCCUCCAACAUGAAGACUUCAUGCUUCAACGUGGGCAACUCCAAAUGUGACGACAUGAGUGGUCUGAUGUGUGGUCCACCAGGAUGGGCCGUAGCAGGAGACCACAUCCGCAGCGCGGCAGGCAGUUCGGACAACGACUACCUCAUCCUCAGCCUGCACGUGCCCGGCUUCAAGGUGCCGGCCUCCCUCUCCGGCAUGACGGGCGCUGACUAUGGCUGGAUCACCUUUGUGUUCGAGACCAUCUGCUCUGGAGACUGCGAGCUCUACUUCAUGAUGGAUGUGAACAUGAAGAGCACCACGGUGGUGGAGUCCUGGGAAGGCAGCAAGGAGAAGCAGUCGUACUCACACAGCAUGUCCAGGAACGCCUCGGUGACGUUCACGUGGGCCUUCCAGAGGACCAACCACGCGCUGGACGUGCGUCGCUACGUCAGCGACGCGGUGAAGCUGUACUCCAUCAGCGUGACGAACGUCCUGGAUGGCGUCGCGUCGGCGUGCCGGGCCUGCGCUCUGGUGCCUCAGAACUCGCAGCGGGCCGGCUCCUCCUGCGUCCCCUGCCCGGCUGGUUUUUAUAUCGACACGGGGACCAACCGGUGCCAGGAGUGUCCACCCAACACGCACCUGGCAGGGCACCACACCUACGGCCAGGACGCAUGCGUGGCCUGUGGGCUGGGGAGUAUCAGCAACAAGGAACACUCCCGUUGCUACAGCGACUGCUCCUUCUCGCACACAGAGAACAACCGCACACUGACCUUUGACCUCAGCCCCAUGAGCGACGUGGCCUCGCUGAUCAUCGGCCCGAGUUUCACCUCUAAGGGAACCAAGUACCUUCACCUGUUCAACAUCAGCCUGUGUGGCCACGAGGGGAGGAGAGCCGCCGUCUGCACGGACAACGUCACCGACGCGUCCAGCAAGGACGACCAGAGCGACGCGGCUCAGCUGGUCAGCUCGGUGGACAGCUUCGUCUGCCAAUCCACCAUCAUCCCGGCGGACGGGCGGGGCUUCAGGAUGGCCAUCUCCUCCCAGUCCAUCAGCCUGGCGGACGCGUUUGUCGGGGCGACGGUGGACUCGGUGCUGGACUGGGUGGACGCUAAACCGGAUCUUUUUCCGGCGAAGGCGAGGGACGUCCCAGACAUCAACUUCUUCUACAGGUCAACGCAGGCGACGGCCUCGUGUGACCACGGCCGCAGUUCGGUCAUCACCGUCCGCUGCAACCCGGAGAAGUCCGACCGCGGAGAGCUGUCUGUCCCCAGCUCCUGUCCCGCGGGGACAUGUGACGGCUGCACGUUUCACUUCCUGUGGGAGAGCGCCAGCGGCUGUCCUCGCUGCGCCGAGGACGACUACCACCCCAUAGAGGGCGCGUGCAAGGGAGGCGUCCAGGAAACCCUGUACGUGUGGAACGAGCCGAAGGUGUGCACCAAGGGCGUCUCGCUGCCUCCCAGGAGCUCCUCCCCGUGCGAGGCCAUCGCUCUGUGGCUGAAGGUCGGGGUCGGGGGCGGAGCCUUCGUCGCCGUGCUCCUCAUCGCUCUCACCUGCUACUUCUGGAAGAAAAACAAGAGACUGGAGUACAAGUACUCCCGUCUGGUGAUGUCCGCCAACAAGGAGUGCGAGCUGCCGGCGGCGGACAGCUGCGCUCUGGCCGAAGGGGAGGAGCCCGACGACGACGUGGUCUACGCCCAGAAGAAGCCGUCCCUGCUGGGGAAGCUCCGGGCCAUCGCUCACAAGCACGAGCGCGGAGAGAGCUGCGAGUCCGUGCAGCUGAACUCGUCGCAGUGCGACCGGUGGGUUUUGGGGUGAACGGACGCCGACGGCGAGGGAGGAGAAGAAUGACGGAGGAGUCGCCAGUCAGUGAUGUCGCUCCCCUUCUCCCCGCCGCCC
This is a messenger RNA of Pungitius pungitius (ninespine stickleback), 3254 nucleotides long. RefSeq names its product endosome/lysosome-associated apoptosis and autophagy regulator family member 2-like. The transcript is spliced from 22 exons. NCBI's taxonomy places the organism in Eukaryota, Metazoa, Chordata, Actinopteri, Perciformes, Gasterosteidae. The record is from RefSeq and is a predicted model, not a curated record. Gene Ontology annotation, cellular component: membrane. Gene Ontology annotation, biological process: positive regulation of BMP signaling pathway. The coding region runs from base 135 to 3173 and encodes 1012 amino acids.